GACAGGGAUUUUUUCUGCUCCUGCUUGCUUUGGUGUUCGCGCUUGCAUUCCAGCUCCGAACCGCCUCGUUUUAGUUUUCUCUCGAGGACUCCGGCUGCGGACCGCUCCUUGGACUACAAGUUCGGACCGACUUCUGCAAAAAAUGCGGUCUUACGAAUGAAGUUUUUACAUUUAUAUUUAUGGCAGUUUUUAGCAGCAUUUCAAGUUUCCUACUGUCUCCGACUGUUAUUUCUUCGCAUACCUGAAAGUCGACCUGAAGGGAAAGAUGUGAUAUUAACUUGCGAAUUCGAUCUGGAAGGCGAUAUUCUAUACACUAUUAAGUGGUUUCACAAUGACCAGGAAUUCUUCAGAUUUUCGCCCAGUGAAGAACCUAGUACAAUGUUUUUUCCUAGCCGUGGAAUAAAAUUAGAUCUGAAUCAAACUACGAAUACAUCAGUCGUAUUACGAGAUUUGGAGCUUACUUCAACAGGCAUGUUUCGCUGCGAAGUUUUAACAGAUGCUCCACAUUUCCAGACGGUAACAGCGGAAGCAUUCAUGGUUGUCGGAGAAUUCUACAGUGGAGCUUAUCGAGAAAUCAGUCAAUCAUUCUGCUUCAUUGUUAUUUUAUUCAUUAUUUAUUAUUUAUGAUAUUAAAUAAAAAAAUCCUAUUUCUGGAAAUGAAUGUUGAAA
This is a messenger RNA of Stegodyphus dumicola, 669 nucleotides long. RefSeq lists its product as uncharacterized. The record is from RefSeq and is a predicted model, not a curated record. Lineage: Eukaryota; Metazoa; Arthropoda; Arachnida; Araneae; Eresidae.